Tribolium madens (black flour beetle) is the source of this 483-nucleotide messenger RNA. RefSeq lists its product as uncharacterized. NCBI's taxonomy places the organism in Eukaryota, Metazoa, Arthropoda, Insecta, Coleoptera, Tenebrionidae. Bases 1 to 351 code for a protein of 116 amino acids. The transcript is spliced from 2 exons. The record is from RefSeq and is a predicted model, not a curated record.
AUGCAGUUUCUCGCGUUUGUUGCAAUUGUUACUUUUGCUCACUUUGUUUUUUCUAGACCUGAUUUGGCGACUGUAAUAAAAAAUGCCUGUAAGCCUGAAAAUGACGAUUUUUUGGCGGCAAAAGCAGCAGGUGCUGCAAGGAAGGAUCGGCACUUAUUUCUAUCAUCUAUAGGAGCAUACCGGGCUUGUGUACACGCAAUGAGAAUGAUAAUGCUUAAAACAAUUCAAGCUAGACAGUCAAAUCAGGCAAAACUCUAUGACAUUCCUCUUGAAGUUCUCAUAAAUAGAAACUGCUUUACAAAAAGGACUGAAAAAACAUUUUUGGACUGUUUGAGCUACGUCGGCGAAUAAAGAGACAUCUUGUCUCACAAGCUGCAUUAAGGCUUUAUCAAAUAAAAUGACAACAAGAUUCUCAAUGUCUCAUUUUCUCACAAUAUUUUUUAAUAAUUAUUAAAUGUUAAAUGUCGCGGUGUAUAGUUAGUU